Labeo rohita (rohu) is the source of this 1031-nucleotide messenger RNA. Its product is annotated as vitelline membrane outer layer protein 1 homolog. The transcript is spliced from 5 exons. The record is from RefSeq and is a predicted model, not a curated record. Lineage: Eukaryota; Metazoa; Chordata; Actinopteri; Cypriniformes; Cyprinidae. The coding region runs from base 87 to 701 and encodes 204 amino acids.
UAUGGUAGUGCACUAGCUCUCUGUGUCUGCUUGAUUAAUUAAUUAAUUUCAUCAGAACUGUAAUCCAUCAGGUCAGUGCGGCAGCAAUGAAUCACUUCAUUUCCAUGAUGUUUUCUCUGCUAGUCUUUAUUGGGCUGCAGGUGAGCGUUGAGUCCCUAGAACGGAGCACCAACAGAGGUUACAUAUCGGAGCUGACUGUGUCGAAUGGAGGGACAUGGGGCUCGUGGGGUAACAAGGAAAUGUGUCCCGACGGAACGUACGCUGCAGGAUUCAGUCUAAAGGUGGAAGCCGAUGGUACCUCGGAUAACACUGCACUCAACGGGAUUCGCCUUCACUGCCUUAGUGUGUUUCAUAGAUUAUCAAACUCGUUUCAUGACGAGAUCCCAGUUCAGUCAGGUGUAGGCAGCUGGGGUCAGUGGACAGAUGUCAAAUGGUGUUCUUCUGGAUUCUUGAGAGCUUUUAUGAUGCGAGUCAAACCUAUUAAAGCCGGUACUGAUAACACAGCUGUAAACAACAUCGUUUUUCAAUGCAAUGACGGGGUUGUCAUGAAGGUUGACGCCACAGACUCAGGUGAUUGGGGCAAAUGGAGUAAAACGUGUGAAGGAAAAGGGAUUUGUGGUCUCAAGACGCGGGUACAAGGGUUGCAGGGAAGUGGAGACGACACCGCUCUCAAUGACGUGGUCCUGUACUGCUGCAAAUAAGGUGUUAGAGGACGACAAUAAGAAGAUCAGAUGAAUCAUAAUGACUGAUCAGCAUAAUGUUAUGAGCUCACAUGAACCACGUCAUACAACAGCUGCUUAUUAUCGCAAAAUAAAGCCUGAGAUGUGAUCAGGACCUCAACACAAAGCAGAGGCCGACUGUACAUCAUCUCACUCCUUACACAGCAAUGCAAAGUGUGUCUUAUCAAUUAAUGCUUAUCAAAUCCACAGUGUCCAUACUCCACAUUCACUGUAAAGCUGCCAACCUGCUUUUUUCUAAAGGAUGUAAUUGUGUCCUAAAAUCUAUUAAAAUGUUCUAUCGGCUUGAAAUGA